This is a messenger RNA of Peronospora matthiolae, 714 nucleotides long. The record is from the annotation of a GenBank genome assembly. NCBI's taxonomy places the organism in Eukaryota, Oomycota, Peronosporomycetes, Peronosporales, Peronosporaceae.
AUGCCGUCAAGCAGCAUCCACGUUGUGACGAGUGCAGCACGCAUUCGAGAGGACUACCAUCCGAAGUUGAUGCGUCGAGAGUCUGUGGUGCAUCAGACGCAAGAAGCCUUCGCCACGUCCACGAGUUUUAAGUCGCGCAUGAUCCAGUUCAUCUUUCACAGAAGGAGACGUGCACCGAACCAGCAACCCAAGUCUUGGUCAGGAAAAGUGGAAUGCAUUCUGAGGUCGGCGGCUCACGGAACUGCAAGCUGCCCGUCCAGCAACGACAUCGAACUCUACAACAAACCUGACCGAUGCGUAUCAUCUGCUCCACCAACUUCCGGGCAGACGAAAGUGAAGCGAAUAGCACGGCGAGGAUAUGCUGAGGGAGAUUCUGGUCGAGCCCAAUGGCGUCAGCGACAGACACACUGCGCCAACUGCGAGUGCCUUUUCUUCACGUCUCUCUCAUCUCUCAGUAACGCUGCAGGUCGAUUUUGCUCGCUGGAUUGCAGGACCAAUCUGGAGUACAUGCACCAGCUCCAGGAUGUGAUGGAUACGCAGCAGACAUGGGAGGGCAGCACCAACUCUAGCGAAUCGGGACACAAUGAAGAGGCGGAAGAGACAACAUUGAAGGGGGUCGAUAGUUCGACCGGCAUGUCGUCGCGUACCAUCGACAGUCAAGUAGACAUUGCAGGGUCACAGGACACCGUAGUAAACACUAGACUUGACGCAUGA